Topomyia yanbarensis is the source of this 1035-nucleotide messenger RNA. RefSeq lists its product as uncharacterized. Gene Ontology annotation, molecular function: nucleic acid binding. The transcript has a single exon. The record is from RefSeq and is a predicted model, not a curated record. Gene Ontology annotation, biological process: DNA integration. Bases 1 to 1035 code for a protein of 344 amino acids. Lineage: Eukaryota; Metazoa; Arthropoda; Insecta; Diptera; Culicidae.
AUGGAUAUAGCUGUAGAAUCGCAUGUAAAGAAAUGUCGAGGAUGUCUACUAGUGUCAUCUCCGGAUCCACCCGAACCAAUGAUCAGGAAGGAUUUACCGAAUGGGCCCUGGGAGGACAUAGCUAUUGAUUUCCUUGGGCCCCUACCGAACGGAGAAUCACUGCUUGUGGUAGUCGACUAUUACAGUCGAUACGUCGAAAUUUGUGAAAUGGAUUCUACAACUGCGAAAGAUACUACGGCCCAAUUAGGAAAAAUCUUCUGUCGUUUCGGGGUACCUAUCACUAUGCGCGCUGACAACGGCCCAGAAUUCAGUGCGGCAUGCGAGGAGCUAAAAAAUGUAUGUGAUGAGUUGAGAGUAAAGCUGAUCAACACAAUACCAUAUUGGCCACAACAAAAUGGCGAGGUUGAACGACAGAACCGCUCUAUACUGAAACGAAUAAGAAUUGCACAAGAAUUGGGUCAAGAUUGGAGACAAAUAUUGAAUAAAUAUAUUCUUUCAUAUCAUGCCACGCCUCAUCCGACUACGGGCCGGUCUCCAGAGGAGCUUAUGUUCGGCAGAAAACUUCGUUCCAAACUACCACAGGUUCCACAAAUCGUUCGAUUGGACGAGGAGGUUAGAGAUCGUGAUAAGUUACAGAAAGAAAAAGGAAGGAUUUAUGCUGACAUGAAACGUAAAGCUCGUCCAAAUGAUAUCGAGGUUGGCGAUCGAGUUCUAGUAAAACGUACGCGCAAAGAGAAUAAAUUGAGUUCAGAUUUUGCACCAGAGGAAUUUACAGUGAUCCGAAGAAGGGGAGCAGAUGUGUCAGUGCGUUCUACAAAAGACAGCAGUGAAUAUCGACGGAAUAUGAAACAUCUCAAAAAGAUACAGACUACAUGUGAACAGCAAACAACACAGACAGUGCACAGAAAUGAAGAACCGUUAGUUUUAGAACCGGCAGAUAAUCCAGAUGAAUUAGUAACACAAGAAGAGCAGUCAGUGUACACAAAACGAAUGAGAAAAGAACCAUCAAAAUUUCAGGACUAUAUCCCACAUUGA